AAUAAAUAAGGAAACGUCACUUUACGGCUCACCGUAUUUAUUAAUUUUUGUAAAUUUUGUUUUUUUUUUAAACUUUAAGUUUAAAAUUGGUAUAAUGCUUUUAAAGAAGUAUAAAUUAUAAUAUAUUGCAAUAAUAACUUCGAUGUGUAAUAACUUAUCUAAGAAUGGAAUCAAAUAGUGUUGUUCUAUGUGACAAUCUUAUUAAAUGGUUGCAGACCUUAAAUCUUACUGCCAAACAUGGAACACCUUCAGAGCUAUCAGAUGGUGUAGCAAUAGCUGAGGCACUUACCCAAAUUGCACCUGAAUAUUUCUCAAUAAGUUGGAAUUCUAAAAUUAAAACAGAAGUAGCUCAUAACUGGCGAUUGAAGGUCAGCAAUUUGAAAAAAAUAUUAGAAGGUGUUGUUGAUUACCAUCAGGACAUUUUGAAUUUAAGUUUACAGGAAUUUUCUAGACCAGAUGUUGUCAAUAUUGCUGAACAUGCAGAUCCAUCCGACUUGGGCAGGUUACUGCAGUUGGUACUUAGCUGUGCAGUCAACUGUAUUAAAAAAGAGGAAUAUAUCACGCGAAUUAUGGAUUUGGAGUUAUCGUGCCAGCGUUCGAUAAUGCAAGCGAUACAGGAACUGGAGACUAUAACUCUGGGCACAAAUCGUGGUAGUAUACAUUCAGAGACGACAGCCGGCGACCAGACAGAUGUUGAUAUGAGAGAGGUGCUCGCGCAAAGAUGUCACGAGCUCGACACACAGGUGAAAAUUCUUCGCGAGGAGAAGAUGACGUUGCUGAGCGAGGUGAGCAGACUGACGGCGGCGCGCGAGGCGGAGGGCGGCCCGGGCGGCGAGCUGGACGAGGCCGGCGCCUCGCUGGGGCCCGCGCACGCUGGUACGCUGCGCUACAGCAACAUGCGCGCGCAGCUCGACGCGCUCAAGGACGAGCUGGACAAGGUUGAGCUGCAGCGCGACGACCAGCGCGCGCGCGCCGACGCGCUCGAGCGGGAACUCGCGCUUACCAAGCUGAGGAACGAGGAGUUGCAGAUGGCGGCUUCGGAGAAUGUGGCUCUGAAGGAUGAAGUAGAUGCGUUAAGGGAGACGGCUGCUAAGGCAGCCGCCUUGGAGGCAACCGUCGCAUCUUACAAAAAGAGGAUGGAAGAACACGUCGAUCUAAGAAGACAGGUGAAGCUGCUGGAGCGCGCGAACACGGAGCAUGUGCAGCGCGCCAUCGAGCACGAGCAAGCCGCGACGCGUGCGCAGACCUUGCGCUCGCAACUCGACAUCUACAAGAAACAGGUGACAGACUUAAACGAGAAACUGGACGCGGAGAUAACGAAGGCGGACAAGCUGGAGAUCGAGAACAAAAAGAUGAGCAGUCGCGCGGCAUCACUGCAGCGCGAGCGAGACGCGCUGUUGCACGAGCGAGACACGCUGAGGGAGACCGUCGAUGAGCUGCGCUGCUCCACCAUCACCGCCGGUGCGAGUGAAGACAACGUUUCGCGAGAAUUGAUACCGAACGACUUGAAGGAGCGACUCAUACGACUGGAGCACGAAAACAAAUUGCUAAGACAGAAUCAAGGCGCCCAGACCGACGAGGCGUCCGUGCAGGCGCUGCUAGAAGACUACGCGGCGCGGCUAGAGAAGCAGCGCGCGCUCAACCGCGAGGCCACCGCGCGCAUCAUGCAGCUCGAGGCCUCGCUCGAGGCGCCGCACCCGCGCCUCGCCUCCGCGCUCGAAGACAGCCAGAGGAAGUCGCUACAAGUGGAAGAGUUGCAAGCGACGUUGGCGGAAGAGAGAAGACGUGCCAGCAAAUUGCAGGAGGCGCUGUCCGCUCGAGAAGCCGAACUGUUGGCCACCGAGGAUAAGUACAAGAAAUGCGUCGAGAAAGCGAAGGAAGUGAUCAAAACCCUUGACCCUAGGACGACAGGCCAACAGUCGCUAUCCGAUGUUACGCUGGGCUACUCGCGUGGUCCGGGGAACGCGAGCGCUAAUGCGUCACGCGGGGAGCCUGCGGCCACUAAUAAUAAUCGACACGAAUGGAGUGGGAGCGGCAGCGGGAGCGGGAGCGAGGAGAGCGGCCGCUGCGCCAACGAGCAGCGCCUGCUGGCAUCGGCGUGGUACCAGCUGGGCGCGCGCUGCCACCGCGAGGCCGUGGAGUCGCGGUUCGCGCUGCUGUCGGCGGGGCACUCGUUCCUGGCCCGCCAGCGCCGCCAGCCGCCGCGAGCGCGCGCGCCCGCCGCGCCCGCGCCCGCGCAGUGACCGCGCCCGCCCGCUCGCGCCGAGCCAGUACAUACAGUGCUGUGUGUACGUGAGGGCUACCCUCAUUAGACCGACGGCGGGACGGCUAGUGAUACUUCUCUGUGAGAUGUGAUUUUAACCCACUUUAGUGACUUCUUUAAUAAAGAAGUCUGUCUAUUUUACCAAUAUUCUGCCAUUUAUUCAUUUCAAAGAUUUUGUUCAGUACAUACAUGCCGAAUAAAAAGUAGGGAAAGAUGCUCAAAAUUAUAAUUUUUUUUUAUUCUGUUCUUUUGUCAAUUUUCUAAAUUUUGUUUUUAGACGGUUAAGUUUAUGGAAGGAAAAUUUUGAUUAGCGAUCAAUAGAAAAUUCUGAAAUAACGCAAAGAAAAUCAAAUCGUUUAAUUUAUAAAAAACGAUGCAGUUUACUGUAGGAAGAUUCUUAAUUAAGAGAAAAUAAUUUAUUGUGGCCAGCAUAUGGUACAAACCAAAAACGUUGCUUAAACAUUUUUUUAAAUAACUAUAAUAUUUUGAUAAUAUGUAUAUGCAUUAUUCCAUACUUUUUAUACACUGUAAAUACCUUAGUGGAAUUGUUAUAAAGUGUUUGUUAUUCCAGUAUUAUUUUACCCAGUUAUAAUAUGAGAUCACUCUAAAACUAUUUAUUCUGACUAAAAGUUCACAUGCUAAAAGGACAGCUGAUUCUGUACAACGCUAGUGCUAUACUAUCUAUGGUACAUGAAUUACUGUCUUGACUCACCACCAUAUGUAGCGUCUGCCUAGGUGUGUCUGCACAGUGCACCCAGUAAAAAAAAAACUAUGAUCCGUCGAGUUUAAAUUAUGGCCUGAUAAUGUGCCCUUGAAUGAUAUAUUUUUAAUUAGAAUUAACAAAAUAUAUAAUUGUAUAUAAUUAUAUGCAUCGAUCUUUGUAAUUAGAAUACGGAGAUUUUAUAUGAAAAUUAUAAAUACUUAUGGUCAUCUACAUAUAUGUACAGUUUAUAUAAAGAUAGAGUAAGUAUGAUGUGUUCAUGUAAAUGUAAUUAGAAAUAAUUCAGACAUGAGAUCAUUUUUUUUUUAUUUAGACAGAAAUCAUUGAUAAAUGUUUUUCAGAUGUUCAUAAUUUUUCUAAUGCAAUUCAUUUAAUUUCAUACUUGUGGUGAUUUUUUUUUCUCAAGUGAGACUUGUACUUUUUUUUCGCUACUAAGUAUUUAAUAUAUACUUAUAAUAAUUUAUGUGUAGCAUACUUUUAGUAAAUGUUAAUGUUUCGAACAAAUCAUUUUAUUUUUUACAAAAUAAUUUAAUAUGAAAACAACUUUUUUUACCAGUAAAUCAUUUAGAAGGGUAGAGUGUGUUUGCAAAUGUGCGUUUUAUAUUUAAAUAUAUGUUUCAAUGUGGUGCAAUAGUAAAGAGUGAAAGGUAAGACUUGUCUUCUUUGUCACACCAAUACAUCCAAACAGAUAGCCAGACUGUUGGCUAAAUCAAUUUUGUAUUUGUUGAUUAUGUCAUGGAAAAGGAUCUAGGUAUCUUUUCUCUUUAAUAUAUAAAUAAAAAUGUAAAAAAAAUCAUCCUACAAAAAUAUUAUUAUAUCAUCUCAUUAUAAAAGACCUUAGCAUGUACUAAGUAAAACUUAGUUUUAUAUUUUGUAUUGUAAAAGAUAGGAAACACGCAUAAAGUUUAAUUCUUUCAUAGUAGUUACAAGCUGUAAAACAGUGUGUCAAGAGCACUGUAAUUUUAUUCUAGCUCAUUUCGGAAAUAGUAAAUAUAUACAUAUAUAUAUAUAUAUAUAUAUAUAUAUAUAUAUAUAUAUAUAUAUACAUGUUCUUACAAGUAUAUAAGUAAGUAUUUUUUGCAACAUUACUCAAAAAAUAAUAUGUGACAUUAUAAUAUAAUUUUUGCGUUAUUAAAUACAAAUAUUUACUUUCAUUUAUUUCAUACUAAAGAACGUUACUGUUAGCGUAGACAUGACACAGGGCCGGGGGACUAGUUAUUAUAGUUAAAGACUAUAAAACGACAAAUUUAACAAAUAUUGGUGCAUUUGUAUUAUUUAUUAAGAAUUAAGUUAACUUUUUAUUAUUCAAUUUUUUUUGUCACAUAAUGGAAUUUUAAUUUAGUGUCAAUUUUUGACAGAUAAAAAAACAAAAUAGAAAAUAUUAACUACUAUGCUUAGAUAUUAUAUUUUUAUUAUAUUAAUAACUAAUAUAGAUAACAAAUAAUUAUCAGUCCAAAACUAAAUUGUAUUAAUAUUUCAAGUAGUUUUAAAGCUAUGUUUACACUGUUUUAAUUUGUCGUCGAUCUUACGUUUACUUAGUUGACAUUUUGUAAAGAUUAUUCAUAAAAUAAAAUUUGUUACAAUAUUUAACUGCAUAGAAAACAAGGCGUUACUUUAACAACUAUAGUGCUUAUAUUAUCUGUUCCUGACUAGAGCUUAUCGAUGCAAUAUAUAAAUAUGUUAAUCUAAACUAAUAUGAAUUUAUUAAAAUAUUUUUCAAUUUAUAGCUAUAUGAAUAGAAUGGUGU
Messenger RNA from Nymphalis io (European peacock), 4731 nucleotides. RefSeq names its product protein hook (gene hook). Lineage: Eukaryota; Metazoa; Arthropoda; Insecta; Lepidoptera; Nymphalidae. The record is from RefSeq and is a predicted model, not a curated record. Gene Ontology annotation, biological process: cytoskeleton-dependent intracellular transport; cytoplasmic microtubule organization. Gene Ontology annotation, molecular function: dynein light intermediate chain binding; microtubule binding. The transcript is spliced from 14 exons. Gene Ontology annotation, cellular component: cytoplasm; centrosome. Bases 165 to 2243 code for a protein of 692 amino acids.